AUGGACCCCGCCAUGUGAGAGUUUUGUAUGGUUUGUCGCGUUUGACGCCUUCUCGUGUUUCUUGUUGUAAUUCGUGCCAGUAUGGGUGACAGUAACUUUCUGGAAGUUCCAGAUGAUUCUGAUGCUCCUUUUGAAAACAUGUUCCGUCAGGCACGAGCAGAGCUGGACGACCUAUUCAAGUCUAUGUCUAAAGCUCCAGAAGGAAUAAAGUCUAAGACUAUAAAGCCAGACCCUGGCUUCUGUGUCAAAUUGAAAGACAAGGAUGGGAAGAAGAUAUUCAUCAAUUUAUGCCACACUCCUCAUCUACCAGAGCCAAAAGGAAUUUCAGACGAAGAACUCUUGAAAAUUCUAGAAUCGGAAGAUCCAACAUCGUACCGUGUACCUCUGAGUCUUGGUCUGCCUCAUGAGGAACUGGACAAGUCUGGUAUACCCUGCACAGCUUACGACGUCAUCAUCAACAGCGCUUUCUUCGACAAGAUUCAGCAGAAUGAUCUCUUCAGGAACUUUGUGAUCACCGUAGCUAUUGAUGGCAUCGAAGACAAAUAUGGAGUUAACCCCAGUGAAGAUGAUUAUGUUAUUUUGAAGAACAAACUCUACUUGGGUGUCAUGCCUGAACAUGCUGUUCAAGACAGGUCCAGUCCACUCAUCUCUGAAGUAGAGGGCACUGUGACUGAGGCGACUGGCGGCGGGAAGUUCAACGUUCACCUGACCAGGCACACUCUGCCAGGGCAGCCGGAUACACUGGUGGCCAGGAUUUCGCUUCCUGGCGUGAAGUCGGCAAAUGAGGUGCUCUUGGAUGUUGGAGAGGAUCGCAUUGUGCUCAAGGCUGAGAGACAUUCCUUCGACAUCUUCGUUCCCUGUCUCCUAAACCAGGACGAUUCCCAAGCAGAAUUCAACGUAAGGCAUCACGUAUUGACUGUGAUGAUGCCAAUAAAGAGUUCAGGGUGAAGGCCUUCAAGUUACACCGAGGAAAAACCAAUAAAGGCAAUAAGUUAUA
Molecule: messenger RNA, 997 nt
Organism: Ornithodoros turicata
Lineage: Eukaryota; Metazoa; Arthropoda; Arachnida; Ixodida; Argasidae
Product: PIH1 domain-containing protein 1-like
Exons: 8
Coding region: 82-948 (288 amino acids)
Biological process (GO): box C/D snoRNP assembly; rRNA processing
Cellular component (GO): ribonucleoprotein complex; R2TP complex; cytoplasm
Source: RefSeq, a predicted model, not a curated record